AUGUCUUCCAACGGUUUCGCUCCCGACGGGCUCUCCAUGCCCACUGGCGGCCUGGCCGCUCGCAGGGGUGGCCAGAACCUCAAGCCGCUCUCGUUUGAAAACAUCAACCAGGGCAAUGAUAAGGAUGCCGGUGUUCCUACCCCGCGCACCAGCCGCUCUCAUCUUCUUGCUGGUCUGAGGACGGCUCCCAAGUCCGCCACUGCUACUUCUUUCGGACCUCAGUCUCCCACGGGUGCCGUUCCCCCGCAGCAGUUCAACCGAAACUCCAUGGCUGGAAACGCCUAUGGUAUGAACCAGGACAACAUCUACAAUGCGCCCAAGACAGCCUUUCCCCAGUACGCCGCCCAGAACAACUUCAACUCCAUGAUGGGUCAGCAGUACACUGUCGAUCAGGUUCUGGCUCCUCCUGAGCUCCCUCUUGAUGAGCAGGCCCAGGAGCACAUGGAUCCCAACCUGUAUGCUCAGCUGGUUGCUACUAACAUGUACCUCGCUCAGCAGCAGCAGCGGCUCCAGCAGCAGCUGCGUAGUGUCCAGGCUGCUGCCCAGCAGUUCCAGCAGCUCAACCUCAGCAACCCUCAGCUCACUCAGCAGCAGAUUGCGUUGUACGAGCAGCAGCAGCGAAUUCACAACAUGCAGCAGCAACUCGGUGCCCAGGCUGUUCUCUCCCAGCAGCCCCAGCAGCAGCAGCAGCUGUACUACAACCCCAUGACCGGCCAGUACUACGUCGAGACCCCACAGGCUGCUGCCCAGAUGACUUCGCCCUACAACGAGCAGCCCUCGACACCUGGUUUCGGUGGUUUCCAGCAGCAGCAACAGCAGCAGAACACUCCCUCAGUCCAGGUUUCCCCUCCUGCUGAGUCGCAGCCUUUCUCAUUCCGCAGCAAUUCGCCCCCUAAGCGCUACGACUCUCCCACCGAGGUGACUCCUCUUCCUCCGCCAUCCGUCAAUGCUUUCCGCCGCGGACACAAGAAGGCGUCAUCCCUCGCUCCUCUCAACAGUGCUCUCGCUGCUGCCUCUCUUUCGGACGCUCCCAAGUCUGCCGGCCCCAAGACCUCGACAUUCCCCAUGAGCCCCCUGACCGGAGGAUAUGGCCCUGGCCAGGCUCGUGCUGGAGAGCACCCCGUUCGCCAGCCCCGAGGCCCCCCCUCUCUGGACGAGCUCAAGUCGAAGCCCACUGCCAAGAUCGAGGGAAGCAAGAACUUUGCCGCUCGCACUCGCCGAUCUGCAGUCCACAACCUGGUCCGCGCCGGCCUCGAGCGCCGCAAGGGUACUGGUAGCUCCUGUGGCAGCAUGAGCCCCGUUUCCGAGACUGCCGAGGAGUCUUCGACACCCAUCACCGACAACGAGUCUGACUCUGGAAGAAGCGGCUCUGGCAGCCUGGCUGGUGACCUGGAGUGCCCCAGCUCAAGAACCUCUGCUAGCGGCGGUUGGGGAGCCAUCGGUUCGGAUCGUCCCAGCUCGCGCCAGAAGGCCCGCAAGAGCGUCGACAGUGUGGGAAGUGUUGCGUCAAGCGAGAGUGAAACAAGCUCCUUUGCCAAUGUAUUCAAGAACGGCGCUCUGCGAGCGGCCAAGGGCCAGGAGUCAGCUGAUGGCCAGCGCAAGGCACCUAGACUGGUGCUCACCAAGAGCACUCCCGCUGCUUAGAGGUGACGCUACGGCUACCCUUCUCUCACUGUCACGACUUAUGCGCCCGGAAUUUUUCUUUUCACACGACUGCUCGGACUGGCGGAUUGCAUUUUGAUGUUAUCGUUUGGUCCUCUUCUUACCUUAUGCUGGGGAGUCUUGUUACCGUUCUGCAUGGGAUGGAUUAAAACACGUCUUUUUCUGUCUUUUACCCAAACCUUUUUUAUUACCUACAGAAGUUUAUAAUUCGCUUCACAGUCUCUCUUUCAAACGCUUUACACUUCGCCACGACAUUAGGGGGAAGGCCCGGGGAUUAUCUUGUCUCAGCCUAGAUGGACAAACGGGUUAUUUUGGGGGACUGAUGAGGAAUCUUUAUACCAAUGAGGAUGAGAAAUUUCACCGGGGACAAGCCUAGCCCGAGAACCUCUGUGAGGUGAUCGGGCAGCCCCCUGAUGCGAGUCACGGCCGGCGGUCCCGGCAGGGACAAUAUGUCUGGCAAAUUUGACAUUUGCUUUCGUUGCAUUCCUUAUGGCAUCUUACGUCUUUUCUUUUAGCUAUUGAAUGUCCCAGACUUGAGUCUGCGUGAGUGUCUUGUGGUGUCUAACCAAGGCGGAGGAAGUGCCGCCGAUGGACGAGAAGCCCAAGACCAGGAUGGACUGGCAGAGAGAUAGAGUGAUGCAUAGAUAGUUUAGGAAAUGGCACAAUCACAAAUUGAACGCC
Molecule: messenger RNA, 2343 nt
Organism: Fusarium vanettenii 77-13-4
Lineage: Eukaryota; Fungi; Ascomycota; Sordariomycetes; Hypocreales; Nectriaceae
Exons: 1
Coding region: 1-1644 (547 amino acids)
Source: RefSeq, a predicted model, not a curated record